AUUUAAACUUUCUCUCGUGCAGACAGGCUAGAAGAAAGCAUGUUGUCAGUGACAGGCCGUAGACUGAGGGCAUGGCUGUCCCCUCACCAUCCAAUGAGUGCUGCACUGUGUACGAUAAAGACUCUGGCCACAGACCGGAUUUUACCAGACAUAAACGUCGUCAGUAAGGACACUGUUACCUGCACUCAUGUGUUCCGGCCGUGGGACUUUGAAAAUUACAAAUUAGAAAAAGUUCCUGUGGGGAAUAUCGCCAGGCAGAUGCCCAUGAUCUCGUCCCUGAUAGCACAUCGGUACUUCCUCCAGCCCCCUGAAGAAAGCAAAAAUGAGUCUGCUUUGAAACUGAUCUUAUUACGAGGUCAAAAGUAUGAGUUUCUGCCCGCAUAUUAUCGCCACCUGGCACCUGGCAAAAGAACUACACUUACUGAGAAGGUGUGCUCCCUUGGCAACACUUCUUGGGUGACCAUGGAAGAGAUCAGAGAUUACUCCACCAAUGAUCUGAUGGCUAGGUGCUUCAUUCAAGGAGUCAAUGUUGAUGCCACCACGCGCAAACCAGAGCCGUUCCCUGAUUGGUUGAAGGAGAGGUAUUCUUAUCUUGCAUCAUCGGUGCCACGCCCACCAACGGUUCAACCCUUUGAUGUACCCAAAAGCCCCGAGCUCUUCCGAUAUUCUGAAGUUGUGGCUCCGAGGGACACUGGCAUCUAUAACUACACCACCCUAUCAUCCUAUAUCUGGUACGGCAUGGACUGUGCAACUCUGGGAGCAAGAAGCAACGCAUAUUCUGUCAUCAGAGGAGACAUUGACAAGUAUGACCUGAAGAUGUUGGAGGUGUUUUACCAGAAAGAAUCAACAGAGGGCGACGUACUUGAUGUUGAAUCAUGGGAAGACCAAGACAGUCCUGACACACUGAGGUUCCAGAUUAAGAAGGGCGAUAAGAACAUCACACAGUUAACGAUGCAGUUUUACCUACCAACUGCUUAAGAUGUUAACAAGAAGGAUGAACGAAGUUUUUGGAGAUGUGGUGUAGCUUUCUUAGAAUUGUACUAAAUAAGUAACCUGCUCUGUUGUGUUGUGUUGUGUUGUGUUAUAUGCUUGUAAGGAUCCCCAUGCAAACCAUAUACUGUAUGUGAAAUACCUGACAUAUGAUGACCGUCAUUCUGUCCAAGACUUGUCAAUUACAAUAUGUAUUAAAAGUAUUUUAG
Molecule: messenger RNA, 1199 nt
Organism: Branchiostoma belcheri (Belcher's lancelet)
Lineage: Eukaryota; Metazoa; Chordata; Leptocardii; Amphioxiformes; Branchiostomatidae
Exons: 3
Coding region: 40-978 (312 amino acids)
Source: RefSeq, a predicted model, not a curated record